Messenger RNA from Ectocarpus sp. CCAP 1310/34, 1748 nucleotides. Lineage: Eukaryota; Phaeophyceae; Ectocarpales; Ectocarpaceae. The record is from the annotation of a GenBank genome assembly.
GUGAAGAGAUGGUAAAGUCGUUCUAUUGGUCGUCCUCGUGGACACAAGCAACGGAAGAGAGUUGUUGCUGUUGUCUUCACAUUAGAGUGGGCACCAGGGUGCAUCACAAACACCGAGCCACGCGAGCAACUAACAGUCGCAAGACACAUAACGUUCGGAACUCGGAACACAUGAUGACAGACAGCACGGAACGCGUGACAACUUGCCAAAGAUACCACUACCGGAGAUACCCCGAAGAUCCAAAUGACCGAUGGACGGCCACGUACUUGCGCACUUACAUAGCUCAAAACUACACGUGAGUACUACCGCAGUAGUAGUAGUAGCCUUCGUAGGGAUGGCAUAAUCCACCUCACGAACACAUAGUAUCAAUGUCCCGGCGGUGGCAAAAAAAAAAAAAACUCCCGUGACGUGAUGACGGCUUUUCCCUCCACAUACACGAAUAUCGCGAAGAGUCCCCUGAACCUCCCCCCGCGGCUUGGCUCUACGCCUCUGUUGAGUUUCAUGAUGAGUAAACGACUGAACGGUCUUGGAAAGAAGGUACUUCGUCUCACGGUACUCGCCACCCCUUCCCUUCGCGUACAAAUAGGAUCGAACGUUCCCCAAGCGAGAGACACACCCGUAGCCAUUUGACCACCCUGUGAACGGCAGAAAGGUGAACCGGCUGCAAGGUCUAUGCUGAACACCCUGGACAGGGUCCACCCUGCCAGGGUGGCCCGAAUCGCACUUUGCAAGCAAUCUGCGGCCGCGAUUUCAGUAUGGUGUCUGUACUGGUACACUAUUUUUUUAAUUUACCAUCGCGAUCGCGGGACUGUUUUCUUUGCGUUCAUGUUCGUUCAUCGCCUCGUCGCCAAACCGUGCGAAAUACAGAACGCGCCGCCACUUGAAGAACUUGAGCCUAAAAAAAUCCAAAAUCUAAGAACUUGGCUUUCAAGGCAAGCAGGAUAUCUACACUUAAACCUAUAUAGUCGCUAUGGUGGUAACCCGUAGACAAAACAAGAAAUACGCCUCGGCCAAAAAAAGAGGUUCAGUGGUGGCGCGGUCUGCACCCGCUUUGAUCCACGACUGUCUAGCAAAACACGACAUUUGAACCAUGAUACUAAUUACAAAGCGGUCAGGACACACGAUGCACAUCACAGACAAACAACGCUUCCCUGUCUUCUCAAUAGCGGCACUCAAGCAAUUGUCAUCCUCUCCAUCCCGCUCAAGCCGGCAAUCUUUGCAACAUAUUUGCUCCAUGUAUGAUGUUCUUUGCCAUCCACACGCAAUACUCGGUUGCGCCCUCUCCCCUGCCGGACGAAAUAUCACCACCUACAAUCCGUUCGAACUUACGCACGUGCCAGCCGGUUGGUUGGAUUUACAUUAAGACACAUAAUAGUAGUAAACCAUCGCAUGGCAAUAUUGGGCUAAAACCUGACGAAUCCGCUGACCAUAGGCAAUCUACGGCUGGGACAUGCCCAACCGCCACACAAAGCGCCACGCCCAAGAGUUUUCCGACAAAUUAGCUACUCCGCGCGGAAGCUCAACUUAAUGAAGAAGGGAUGAGUGCUCACAACACUCAGCCAUCACUUCAUGUCGCCGACGAAUAGGCCCGAGGUUGGCAACGUCGAAGUGCACGUCUUCGAGCAGGGUCUCUUCACGAUGAGGUUGCCCUUCCCGUUCGCAAGUAGGGAGAGGAAGCGCACGAUGUCAGGUUUUCCGUACUCCGUGAGGAUGGUGGACGCAUGGCGACGAGGGCGCCAUGACCUGGC